AUGUUGCCCUCUCACCCAUCCCAUCUCAUUGCCGUCACUCUCUCACUCCUGCCAACCAUCAUACUCGCCACCAAUUUCAAUUCCACCCAAACAUGCAAAAUCACACCUGCAGACGCCUACUGGCCUUCCUCCGCCGAUUGGACAGCAUUAAACACAUCCAUCUCCGGAGCCCUCAUAAAAACUCUCCCGCCAGCCUCUUCUUGCUACACGGGAAACCCAUUUAACUCAACCCAAAACUGUUCUUCCGUCCAAACCAACUGGGUUCUCGCUUCAUGGCAAGCCAAUACACCAGAAGGAAUCGAUUAUCCCAUCUAUGCCAAUAAUUCCUGUCUCCCUACCGAAGCAACUGGGUAUCAAGCUGGUAAGGGCUGUGAGGUAGGUGGUUCUCCGGUUUAUGUUGUAAAUGCCACUACCGAGGAUCAAAUCGCUACAGCGAUGAAAUGGGCUACGGAAAGAAAUAUUCGAAUUGUGAUCAAAGGAACUGGUCACGAUAUGAGUGGAAGAUCAAGCGGCGCCAACUCCCUCUCAAUCUGGACUCAAAAUUUCCUCAAACGAGAAUUCAAUUCUUCUUGGCGCAUCCCCGGCUCCAAUUCUACAGCCGAUGUCCUCAUUGCCGGGAGCGGAAACAAUUUAGAACUUAUUUACAACGCCGCUCAUGAGGCUGGGAAAUCAAUCGUGGGAGGCGAUGCCAAAACUGUCGGCCUAGGCGGGUAUCUCCAAGGAGGUGGCCACGGUCCCCUCUCAAGCCAAUACGGACUCGGCGCUGAUCAAAUCCACCAAGCUACCGUUAUUACACCCUCGGGCGAAAUCUUGACCGCGAAUGCAGAGCAGAAUCCUGAUCUUCUCUGGGCCAUUCGAGGAGGCGGUCCCGGUACAUAUGGCGUCGUGACUGAAUACGUUUUACAAGCACAUCCUGCAGUCGCUAGUAUCUCAUCUGUAAAUCUCGAGGCAAUUCCUCUCGGUUCCGAGAACGAUACUGCCGCUGCAACAGCAGCUUGGAAUGCACUCGCAAUCCUCUUUCAAAACCUCCCUGAUCUAAUGGACGCCGGUCUCGCAGGCGCCAUGAUUGCCGCUACUGGCUCCGUCGCGAAAGCUUUUUCCGGUUCAGAAUCCACACCCCCUGGUGUAUACUUCUCACAAGCAUUCUACGGAUACAACAUCAGUAUCUCUGAAAUGACCACUCUCAUCUCCCCUUUAAUUGAGAAAAUGAAAGAUGUAUCUAAUGGAUCACUUUCUAUCAAUUACACAAUCACAGAUGUAUACCCUAGUUACCUCGACUUUUUCUACGCCAAUGAUCCCGGCGAAGAUCCAGCUGGUCAGAUUUCUCUCCUUUCUACUCGUUUAUUGGGACGUGCGCAUCUUUCUGAUCUCCCAAUGGAAACACUAGCUGCAUAUUUGCAACGCGCUUUAGCAUCUCAGAGCGGGAGUGGAAGUGAAAUGAUAGUCGGGUUACAAGGAGGACCUGGUCCGGCUCAUGUUCCGGAAAAUAUGCGUGGUUCGCUGAACCCAGUUUGGAGAGAGGCAUAUUUACAUGUUAUUACACUUGGUGCAACACUUGAUGAUACUUUGACACCUAAGGAAACACUUGCAAAUGCAGCAGAAUGGAUGGAGGAGAAUAGAGAAGCGUUAUGGAGAGAAUGGGCUCCAGAUAUGGGUGCAUAUAUUAAUGAGGCGAAUCCUUUUGAUACCGAGUGGAAACAUGAUUUCUUUGGUACAAGCUAUGAUCGAUUGGCGGAAAUUAAGAAGAAAUAUGAUCCUACUGGGAGUUUAUAUAUAUUGUCGGGUGUAAGAAGUGAUGAGUGGGAUUAUGAUCUUGAUACAGGGAAAUUGUGUCGGGUUUGA
This is a messenger RNA of Sclerotinia sclerotiorum 1980 UF-70, 1842 nucleotides long. RefSeq lists its product as hypothetical. The record is from RefSeq and is a predicted model, not a curated record. The transcript has 2 exons. Gene Ontology annotation, molecular function: FAD binding; oxidoreductase activity. NCBI's taxonomy places the organism in Eukaryota, Fungi, Ascomycota, Leotiomycetes, Helotiales, Sclerotiniaceae. Bases 1 to 1842 code for a protein of 613 amino acids.